Molecule: messenger RNA, 3660 nt
Organism: Daldinia vernicosa
Lineage: Eukaryota; Fungi; Ascomycota; Sordariomycetes; Xylariales; Hypoxylaceae
Product: DNA replication regulator SLD3-domain-containing protein
Exons: 5
Coding region: 333-3158 (941 amino acids)
Biological process (GO): DNA replication initiation
Cellular component (GO): DNA replication preinitiation complex
Source: RefSeq, a predicted model, not a curated record
GGUACCUCUGAUAUUCUGUGUUGUGGCUUACGUACAGGGGCAAUUGGAGAUAACGCCUGUCUGGUUUAUAGGUAUGUACCCCUCAUCGCGCAGACCGUGUAGGCCAAAACGCGUGAAGUCAUAAAAAGAUUUAGUAAAUUGAUCCGUGCACCUUUUCUCCUUUGGCACAUUGAAUGUACUUACAUACCUCUACUUAUCAUUUAUGAUCGACUGGGUACAUAUUGGUGGUGGUCUUCAUUUUGUCACAAUAUAGACUUUAUAGUGACCUCAUUUUGCAUCUUUUCCUUUUCCAUUUACUUUUAAGAUCAUAUAUACCAGUAAAUGGAAUCUAUAUGCCUUCAGGAGCUCUAGGUUCAGACGCGUCGCGUCUACCGUUCAGCAGCAUCCAUAUGCCUUCAUCUGAUGUCCGCCUUGACCCCAGUCAUGGUAGUCCCGCGGAUGGCUCCCCGAGCCUGAAGCACAAAAGGGAUGUCGAAGCUAUGGAAGAGCUCCUACGACCUUCAAUUGUAGUUAAACCACAUCCCCCAAAUAUCUCGAUUAAACCUCGUAGCCUUCAGCCUCUAAUGAUUCUUCCUCGUGAACAUCUUCAGCUCUCAUUCCUAGAUCUCUCUUCGCCAUAUGGAAGUUUCGAAUCCUCACGAUAUUUCGAGUCCAAGAUUAAAGUUCUAGAACUGGAGAGUCGCAUAGGAUCCCGUCCUGUUGUUCUUGUUGCCCGGCUAGAAUCCGAUAAGACCCUUUACGUAUUAGAACGUCAGACGGAUGGAUUGUAUACUCUCUGCCAAUUUGGCUCCUGGGUGGACCUUCGGGAGCUUCAGCGGCUUGCUACGGUCUCGUACACCCAACUUAUCGAGAAACGGACCAAUACUUUCAUAAAUUCCAAUGCAUCGUACCCAUUGACUACUCCCCACCUGCACCACGAGACUAAGAAAAGGAGACUUGCUAUAGAAGCCAUACAAUCUCUAGUAAAGAAGCCUGCGAGAUCUCGUUCUGUUUCGACGACAUCCCAACUUAUUCCACCCGUACGGCCACAUACGCCUAGCCAAGACAAUGACGAGUCGCAGCCUGACAUCGCCCAAAUUUCCCUAGAAAGUCUAUUCACCGAGAAGUCCGAAUCUCAAACUCAGAGCCAGGUACCAAGCGCCCCUACAGUGGGCCAGUUGAUGACGACGCCAACUGCAGAGGGUAUAUUCGAUAAUAUUCGUAAUCAGUAUUUUGAAUCUCUUUAUCAUUCAAUGGGUUCCCUAGCAUAUUUUGCGAAAGGUCCUCUAUCUCGAGCACGUGCUGCUUUUCAUCUGGAUUGCGAUUCAAAUCUGGAUAUGAAUGAUCUCGUGGACUUUUUGAAAAGUCUUGUUAUGACGACCACACAGAUCGACAAGAAGUAUCGGGAAACAAUUCCGGACCUAAUUUCUAAGAUGAAGCCUAUCUUCCAAGACUCCGAUGUUGAACAAGGUAACGCGAAGAUGAAGAAGCGGAAGACUAGGAAGAUGAAGCUUGGCAAAAAUGGAUUGUAUCCGAUGGAGCAUGAACAUAUUCAAAAGUGGUGGAGUGCUCGCAAGCCUGAGUUCAAAGACGAUGAAGCAAUGACAACAACUGAACCGCAGGAUACUAAGCUUCAAGUAACAUGGUUGCGUUCGAGGGAGACGCAAUUGCAAAUGAUCAUCAUACUCGAAAUCUUAGCAUUAGAACCAUUAGUUCCGUCUCAGAAUAACCAGGACUCACAACUACCGGGCCUACCUCUCGAAGAGGUUCCUGCUGAAGCACUCAAGGAUAGCUCUACGAAGAAACGCAACCGACAUAACUUACCGUCACUCGUUGAUGUUCACGCGGACCGACUAUGCAUUUGGCAAUCUACUGCAUUAGAUGAGGUUAAAUUGCCGGAUGACACCCAGGUGAGCACACAGUUAGAGACGCAGAAGUCGUUAAAGGCUACAUCAGACCCGUUGAAAGAUUUCUGUGUCGAUAUAAUCGUACCAUUCUUCUCUGCAAGAUUACCGGAAAAGUGUGAUUCGAUCAACCGUAAGCUAGGUGGGCCAGUCAUGAUGCCGCCAUCGAAGCCUAAGUCGAAAAACCUAGAACACCCAGAGCCAGUUGUAAAAUCGAAGCCGAGAUCUAGCUCCGCAACGAAGCGUCCAACAUCCAAAUCAUCCAAGACACUUGAGAGUGUUCUUUCUAAGGAGACCGAGAAGCAUCGUCGAAGCAUGUCACGUGGCCCAAGCGGAGUGAUAGCAUUGAUGAGAUCCGCAUCCACUUCCAUGUUGAAGCGAGAAGCGAGUGAGCCAUUAUCCAUCUCAAACAUCCCCAAAGCAGACUCUAUUACAUCUAAAGACAAUACAUCACGUGCACCUUCAUUGGUGCCCAUCAAACGAAGAUCAGAAGGGGAGAGGGCAAAGAAGGACGCUUUAGUUAAGGCGGAAUUACAUGACGCGAUAUCUGCCCUGAGACGUCCUAAUAGGGACGUUAUCAGUAAGGCCAUGGCCGAAGCAGACGAGAGACGUGCUAUUACUAGUCUCUCUCAACUAAAGAAAUCGCGAAAGCCGACUCAACACAGACCCCCCGACGUGGUCAAGGCAACUCCUAUCGGAAAGCGUUUCAAGGAUGUACUAGGCAUGAGCGCCGGCAAUCAACCAAGUCGUUCUCGAGUUAUGGGGCCUGCUGAACCAAGUAGUACACCCUCAUCUUCCUUGGUUCCUUCUUCGGCGCCAAGGAAACGUACUUACGAAGCAGCAUUUACUCUCGAUAAAUUCCAAACCUCUCCCCGUCCGAAGACCUCGGCAGAUCAGGUUCAGGCAACCCCUGCCAGGCCCUCGACCCUUAGGCAGAGCUCUCUGCUUUUCCCCGAGGUCGAUGAGACAGAUAUUCUUGCAUCAUCACCUAUCGUGGCUCGGAAAGUGUCCAUGAUGUCCUUCCGCGAUAGCGGAAUUGAAAUGCCUAGUUCUCCUCCUGGUGCACUCGCAGAGACUCCAGUUAAGCCUCGCACUGCACCUAUUCCACUAAAAGGGCUUGUGGCAGCUACACCAAUUAAACGGAGGAUCCUUGAUAAAGAUGUUGCCAAUAUCGCCGAUACUAGGAAAUCUACUAGUGAUGUGAAGGAGCCCGAGAGGAAGGUUUCGAUUUUCGAACGGUUGGGUUGGGAUGAUGAUUUUGAUGAACUUGGUUAAGGGGUUCUUGUACCAGAUGAUUCAACGCCACUCGUUGAUGGACUUGGAGGCAAGUCGGAUUUCAAAGCUCAUGUAAGCAGUGGAAUGACUAAUGAUGAAAGACGAAACGAUACGACCGCAUUAAAGGCGUCUAGAUAAAGCAGCAUUUCGAAGCAUUGCAUACUAAAAGAGAGUGUAGAGAGCUAAUGAUAUACUUAAUAGAACCCCAAAUUUUCAUUUACACUCCUAAACCCCUAAAUCCAAGAAUAACAUAUAGGAUAUAGAUGUCCCAAGCUACCUACCUAGGUAACUUGAAGCUCGGAACGAUAAUGGAAUAUGAAGUCUCGGAAGUAAUUCAUUGAGUCUUGUCCAGGAUGGGGCCAAUACUCCCACACCUAAGAAUAUGUUUCUUGUCAUUUACCUAUGUCAUCGACGCCAUCGAUCUUACUCUCUAAAGAACAGGGGUUUACGAGGAUUAAAUAGCGCAAAAGGCUGUAUCUCAAGUCAAAGCUCUUGUUAAUCC